Asterias rubens (European starfish) is the source of this 1741-nucleotide messenger RNA. Its product is annotated as pyruvate dehydrogenase E1 component subunit alpha, mitochondrial-like. Gene Ontology annotation, biological process: pyruvate decarboxylation to acetyl-CoA. NCBI's taxonomy places the organism in Eukaryota, Metazoa, Echinodermata, Asteroidea, Forcipulatida, Asteriidae. The record is from RefSeq and is a predicted model, not a curated record. Bases 89 to 1273 code for a protein of 394 amino acids. The transcript is spliced from 9 exons. Gene Ontology annotation, cellular component: intracellular membrane-bounded organelle. Gene Ontology annotation, molecular function: pyruvate dehydrogenase (acetyl-transferring) activity.
GAGGUCAUUGAGGCCGGCGAACGGAUUGACGAAAGUGAAAUUCUUGUAACUUUUUUAGGGGUAAUUUAUUGACUUUGAUUGCUGAAUUAUGUUUUCUGUUGUAUUCCGGAGAAUGGGGAAUGUUUCCUCCCGCUCAUCGAGUGGAAUCCGGGUUGCAGCUAGCCGUCAUUUAAGCAGUGAGCAAACAGAGGCUUCCUUUCCUGUUCUUGACUACAAACUCCAUAAGCUUGAGUCUGGUCCCUCUUCGGAAGUGACAGUCACCAGAGAAGAUGCUCUGAAGUACUAUCGCCAGAUGCAGGUCAUCAGACGUCUUGAGACGGCAGCUGGUAAUCUCUACAAGUCCAAGGAGGUCCGAGGCUUCUGUCAUCUAUACUCUGGCCAGGAGGCCUGCGCAGUUGGCAUUGUAGCCGCCAUGAAGAAAGAUGACGCAGUGAUAACAGCGUACAGGGCUCAUGGCUGGACAUACCUCAUGGGCGUACCUGUAGGGGGAAUACUGGGUGAACUGACAGGUCGUCGGACAGGCUGUGCUAAAGGCAAGGGAGGCUCGAUGCACAUGUACACUAAGAACUUCUACGGUGGAAACGGCAUUGUCGGAGCACAGGUACCUUUAGGAGCAGGAAUCGCAACGGCCCUAAAGUACAGCGGCAGCGACAACCUCUGCGUAUCGCUCUACGGGGACGGCGCAGCAAACCAGGGUCAAAUCUUCGAGUCAUACAACAUCGCCAAACUGUGGGAACUCCCCUGUAUAUUCGUCUGUGAGAAUAAUAAGUACGGCAUGGGGACAGCGGUGGAGAGAGCAGCGGCGUCUACUGAUUACUACACACGCGGGGAUUAUGUGCCUGGAAUCUGGGUUGAUGGGAUGGAUGUACUUGCAGUUAGAGAAGCUACAAAAUACGCCGCCGAUUAUUGCAGAUCAGGAAAGGGUCCCUUGGUCAUGGAGGUAGAGACCUACAGGUACAGUGGACACAGUAUGAGUGACCCGGGUACGAGCUACCGUACUCGCGACGAGGUGCAGGAAAUCCGCCAACAGAGGGAUCCCAUCACAAACUUCAGAGAUAGGAUGACCUCCAGUGGACUCGCCACAGCUCAAGAACUAAAGGCUGUUGACCUCGGGGUCAGGGCGGAAAUCGACGAAGCCAACAAUAAAGCCAAGGCCGAUCCCGAACUACCAGUUACUGAAGCGUUCACCGAUAUCUACAGCAACAACGCUCCAUUUCUAGUCCGAGGUGUUGACCCCUAUUCGUACCACCCAUCCCACGUGCAAAAAACAUAAACUGUUAAAACAUAACGUGUAAAAAUAGUACAUAAAGCUGUAUUAAGCCCGGUCCAUACUUCCUGCGAAUGCGAUAAAUUAGGCCCGGUCCAAACUUCCUGCGAAUGCGAUAUGAAUUUUGACGUCACAACUUCGCAACCGUUGAACUGAGUCUAACAUGUCUAACUCCUGCAUAAAAAUUCAAUGCGAAAACAGUGAUGUGAUGUCAAAAUUCGCUUAGCAUUUGUAGGAAGCAUGAGCUGGGCAUUUUUACGGGGAGAACGCUGUGGGUCACAGUGCUAGGCAAUUGAGUGGGUACCUUUGGUGUCAUUAAUACCAGAAAGAUAUUGUCAUAAUAAUCCAUUGUAAUCGGAGUGGGCUUAAUUAUAAAGGUGUGAUGUGUCAUGAUGAUCAGGUCUGGAAUUUCACUGAGGACAUGGCCCUCUGUUGCCCUGGUCUUGGCCCUUCAACAGUUUCCCAAUUCACCCA